AUGUUUGGAAUAGAAAAACAGACUAACGCCGAGUUGUUUAGCCAAAGCAUUGGGCAUUUUGCACAGGAAGAGCUCCAAACUAAAGGGUUAAUAUUUUUGGGACGGAACCUUUCUACCCAAGCCUCCCUCAGUAUCUUAAAAAAACUAGCAUGGAGACGAGGCUGCAAAUCCACGCUGAGCUCUUAA
Messenger RNA from Plasmopara halstedii, 186 nucleotides. RefSeq lists its product as uncharacterized. Bases 1 to 186 code for a protein of 61 amino acids. The record is from RefSeq and is a predicted model, not a curated record. Lineage: Eukaryota; Oomycota; Peronosporomycetes; Peronosporales; Peronosporaceae. The transcript is spliced from 2 exons.